Lates calcarifer (barramundi perch) is the source of this 9167-nucleotide messenger RNA. It is a transcript of the gene sptbn4a, whose product is annotated as spectrin, beta, non-erythrocytic 4a. Gene Ontology annotation, biological process: actin cytoskeleton organization. The coding region runs from base 721 to 5334 and encodes 1537 amino acids. Gene Ontology annotation, cellular component: cell junction; cortical actin cytoskeleton; cell projection. The record is from RefSeq and is a predicted model, not a curated record. Gene Ontology annotation, molecular function: actin filament binding. NCBI's taxonomy places the organism in Eukaryota, Metazoa, Chordata, Actinopteri, Centropomidae. The transcript has 20 exons.
UGAUUGUGAUUGCACACACACUCACACACGCACACAAGCACACACACACACACACACACACACACACACACACAGGAGCGUAGCUGAGAGGCAAGGACUGCAGCAGCAUGCACCAACCGCGGCUGAGCUGUUCAGGGACACGAGGAAGGGGAACUGAGGAGAGAAAAUAGUGUGCUAUCUUCACACCAGCCUGCGUGUGCAUCUUUUCAGCGGUGGGGACGAUGUAUUUCAAGAGCAGAUAGCUUAUGUUAUCCGGCCUCCUCUGCACUGCCUCUGCAUCCCAUUCACCCUGCUCCUCCCACUCCAACUCUUCCUCCUCCUCCUGUCUAAAGCAUCGUUAGACAGGACUACAGAUUGACCGGGACUGGAGAGUGGUGGAUGGUCAGGUUUUGCCCUGGCUGAAAGAUUCUUCUGUGGCUAUGCUACAUCUACACCUCCAAUGAUGGCUGGAUUGUAAUCGACAAGAUAACCCACAAUCCACAAGGAAUCUUGGAUGUGUGUCAUUCUUUACCAGUGUUGUCAUUGGCGCAUUUCCUCUAUUUCGCUGGUUGUUUUUGCCUUCUCUGAGACUGGCUAGCAGGCACUGCAGCAUCAGGACCGCAAGACCCAUGAAGCGGUAGGGCAUGAGGACCCAGGGGCGACCCAGCGGAAGGGCUUGAGUGCUUCCAUUGCUACCACUGCUGCUGAGCUGAGUGAUUGGGACAGCGGGUGGAAGAGAAGAUGCUUAUGGCCCGAGACACGGCGCGGGACGAGGCUCAAAAGCUACACAGGAAGUGGCUGAAGCACCAGGCCUUUAUGGCAGAACUGGCCCGCAAUAAAGAAUGGCUGGCCAAGAUAGAACAGGAGGGUCAGGAGCUGAUCCAGGAGAAGCCAGAACUGCGUUCAGUCGUUCAGCAGAAGCUGGAGGAGAUCAGAGAGUGCUGGUCCGACCUGGAGAGCACAACCAAGGCCAAGGCCCGCCAGCUCUUUGAAAACAACAAGCCCGAGCCGGCGGUAAAGAGCUACUCGGACCUCGAUAACCAGCUCUCCCACCUGGAGCAGCAGCCCCCGCAGCUGGAACAGGCGCACCAUCUGCCCACAUUCAACGAGCAGCUCCAGAAAUUCCAGGCUAUGGAGUCUCAGAUAGGGGACUUUUACAAGGAUGUGGGAGAGCUGGGGAGUUUGCAGGGGGUCUGCCUACCCCAGCGAGGGAUGAUGGCAGGUGACAGGGAGGGCGGCGAGCACUCAGGCAUGGUGGAGACACGCAUCGUCCGCCUCAUUGAGCCCCUGAAGGAGAGACGCCGCAUCCUGCUGGCUUCCAAAGAGAUGCACCAAGUCGCCCAAGACCUGGAGGAUGAGAUACUGUGGAUUCAGGAGAGGCUUCCCUUGGCCUCCUGUAAGGAUUAUGGGAAUAAUCUCCAGAGUGUACAGCAGCAUGUAAAAAAGAACCAGACACUCCAGAGGGAGCUGACAGGAAGGCGGGCUCGUGUUGAGGAGGUUCUAGACCGGGCGGGAAUUAUCGCUUCGCUGAGGACCCCUGAGGUGGAGUUUGUACGUGAAGGGGCGGGGCAUGUGCGCCAGCUGUGGGAGGUUUUACAGCUGGAGACAGAGAGGAGGUCCGUGCUGCUGGAUGCUGCCCUGCAGGCUCAGCAGUACUACAGUGAGGCAGCUAAAGUGGAAUCCUGGCUGUCAGGUCAGAAGCUCCAUCUCGUCAGUGAAGAAAAAGGCACGGAUGAGUCAAGCACCCUGCAGCUGCUGAAGGCCCACCUGGCUCUGGAGCAAACAGUGGAAACAUAUGCAGAGACAGUUGGCAUGUUAUCCCAGCAAUGCCAACGUCUACUAGAACUGGGACACCCAGAAAGUGAGCAGAUCACCAAGCAGCAGUCCCACAUAGAUCGGCUGUAUGUGUCACUGAAGGACAUGGUGGAACACAGGAAGACCAAGCUGGAGCAACAGUACUGGCUCUAUCAGCUCAACAAGGAGGUGGAGGAGUUAGAGAAGUGGAUCACGGAGCGCGAGGCGGUGGCCAGUUCCACCGAGCUGGGCCAAGAUCUCGAGGAUGUCACGGUGCUUCAGGAGAGGUUCACCAAGUUUGCCUCAGAAACCAACAACAUUGGCCAGCAGCGCAUGGAGCAGGUGAACAAAAUGGUUAACGAGAUGAUUGACUGUGGCCAUUCGGACGCAGCCACCAUUGCUGAGUGGAAGGACGGACUGAAUGAGUCAUGGGCUGACCUCCUGGAGCUAAUAGAGACCCGCAGACAGAUGCUGGCAGCAUCACACCAGCUGCACAAGUUCUUCACUGACUGCAAAGAGGUCUUGGCUCAGAUCGCAGGGAAGAUGAAGCAGCUGCCAGAGGUGAGGGCAUGCCAAGCCAACAUCACCAAUCCAGCCACCCUGCAGAGACUCAUGCACUCCUUUGAGCAUGCCCUUCAACUGCUGGUCGCACAGGUGAGGCAGCUGCAGGAGAAUGCUGCCCAGCUGAGGACCAUCUAUGCUGGUGAGAAGGCUGAGGCCAUCAUGGUCAAAGAGCAGGAAGUGAUGGAGGCAUGGAAGGAGCUGCUGAGCUCCUGUGAGGCCAGUCGUGUCCAGGUCACCUCAGUAACCGACAAGGUGCAGUUCUUCUCAGUGGUGCGUGAAAACCUGAUGUGGAUGGAAGGCAUCAUGGGCCAGAUAGGAUGGGAUGACCCCAGGGAUUUGACAGCUUUGGAGGUGAUGAUGAAACAACACCAAGAGCUGAAAGCCAAAAUAGACGGCCGCAGCAAGACCAUACAGCAGUGUGCAGAUCUCGGCAAGAUCCUGAUAGCUGCAGGCAACCCGGCAUCCGAAGAGAUAAAAGAGAAGCUGGACAGCCUUCUGUCUAAGCAGAAGGAUCUUGUUGAGAAAUGGGACAAACACCAGGAAAAGUUACAGCACAAGCAGGAAAAGUUCCAGUUUGCCCAGGAGACGGUAAAAGCGGAAGCCUGGCUGAAAGCCAAGGAGCCACUGAUCACCUCCAAGGAGCCAGAAGGAGGAGAGGCCCAGGCCCAAACAGAUGAGGCUGAGCAGCUCAUCCUUCGCCAUGAGGCCUUCCGCAAAGCUGCUGUAACCUGGAAAGAACGCUUCAGCUCCCUCCGCCAGCUUUCUGCAGCUGAGAAGAAAAAAGAGGAGGAGAAAAAGACAACCCCACUCUCCAGCCGAAGGAUGUUCCCAUUGUCUUGUCUGACUCCAAACGUUCCCUCAACCAGUGCUACCUCAUCUUUCUUGAGGCAGACAGUACAGGCGCAUAUGGAACCCAAACCCUUACAAACCAGUCUGGAUCUGGGUGCCUCCACUGCAACCCAGAGAUUGUCCUCAACGCUAGCCAGCUACAACCCAGUUUUAAAUGGAUCAGGUUACCACGGACUGGAACAGCAGAGCAGUGGGAAGUUAGUGAGCUCCUCAUACCUUGGGAUGAACCACCAGGCAGUCGGAGGUGGAAAUGAUUCCGGUUUCUCAGCGUUGACCUCCCAGAGUGGUGGAGCAGACACUUGUACUUACCUUGGGAUAAACCAUCAAACUGCUGGCAGUGCAGAAAGCUCUGGGUACUUUGGACUGACUACUGGGUGUGUGGGUGGUAUGCAAAACCAUCUUGGCACUGGCAGAUUAGGAAGUUCGGGUAACCUAGCUCAGCAGCCAAGCAGUGGAGGUAUGGGAAGCCCUGGCUUUCUCCCUCAGCAGAGUAUGGGCAGUUCUGGAUAUUUGGCCCAAACACAAAAUUUGGGAAGUCCUGGAUACUUGGGACAACAGCCUAAUUUAGGGAGUUCAGGAUAUUUGGCACAGCAGCCUAUGGGGAGUUCUGGGUAUUUGGCACAACAGCCUAAUAUGGGGAGUUCUGGGUAUUUGGCACAACAGCCUAAUAUGGGGAGUUCUGGGUAUUUGGCACAACAGCCUAAUAUGGGGAGUUCUGGAUACCUAGCACAGAAUUAUCAGAGUAGUGGGGGGUUGGGUAGCUCAGGCAUUCUGGCACAAAAUCAUUACAGCAGUGGAAGUCUGGGCAGUUCUGGGUACCUAGCUCAGAGUGGUGGCAUCAUGGACCCUAAAAUGGCAUAUGCAUGGCAGCACCUAAAAGCUGACUUCAUGCAGCCCAGAAUCAAUCACAUCCACAAGGCCAUAAACCCCCUCCUAGAAGCCAGCAGAGUGCAGCGGGAACAGUUCGGGGACAUCCCGAUGGCAGACAUGGUGGGGCCAGAGUCCGGGCUGGAGCUCCUCCAUGGCCGUCUCCAGAGGGAUCCCCGUGGUAGCCGCUCUGACCCUCAGAUGGACCAUCUGAGGCGAGAGAGGGAGUACAAACUCGGUAGACAGACCUCCAGCGAACAGGAGAUACAGGCCCGGCUGAACGAGCUGCCAAUGAUUGUCCGUCAAGAGCGCUACCGGAGGCGCCUGGAGAGGCAGUCGUCCAGUGAACAGGAAGGGAGCGGCAAGCAGAGACUGCAGAGACAGGACUCAAGUGACCUGGAGGGCUCCGUUAAGGAGGGCUCUGACAAACGCUCAGGGGAGAAGAGAUCUACCAUGGCAGAGAUUGUAGAACAGGUCCAGGAGAGAGAGGCAGCACAUGCACGAGGAGAACCUUAUCGGCCUCCUAGCAGCCUCUCAGCACCAGUGACUCGUUUUGACGGACGUCCUCGCGCCCGAGACCGUCCGAAACCAAGGAGGAGGCCCCGUCCGAAAGAACCAGAGGAGACACGACGUUCUCGCUCUGCCCCAGCAACUGGAGCCCCAACGACACCCCAGCCGCCUUCACACACUGCCCAUAACGAAGGCUUCCUCUACCGCAAAAAGGCCACUAGCUCUGAUCUGGAGGCUCAGCAGAGGAGCCCCAACAGUAAGUCCUGGGUGAAUGUAUAUUGUGUGCUGAAAGAGGGAAAGCUGACCUUCUACAAGGAUGCUAGGAACCACACCACAACAUACAAUGGAGAGCCUCCCGUUGACCUUAGUAACUGCUCAUUUGAUCCUUCAAUGGGAUACAAGAAGAAGAAAAACGUUUUCAUUCUUCAGAUAAACGAUGGAAACAACUUUGUAUUCCAUGCAAAAGAUGAGGAGGACCUGAAGGCUUGGACUUCAAAUAUCACCACCUGUAUAUCUGAGCAUGAGGCCAUGGCCAAGUGGGACAAGCCUGGCACCUCGUCCAUGGACCCUGACCGCUCGGAGAGGAAGGAGAAGUCGGAGGGGGACGCAGACGCAAGGUCAGAGAGGUCUGAGCUCGCCGAAGGGGAAGAGAGGUCUGAGAAGGAGAGGUCAGAGAAAGGGGAUGGCUCUGAGAAGCUAGACACAUCAGAAAUUGCCGACAAGAUUGAGGGUGGGGCAGGGGGCUCCAGCACGUCUGGAAAAAGCAAAUGAGGAGCCCCUUUGUGUUUUUAGUGUUACUCAUUGACAAAAGGUGUAGGAGGCGGUGGGUGGGAGGGACGGAUGGAGAGCAUGUGCAGUUAGGUUUGCAGAUCCUCAGUCACAGAGCUGGAACACACUGAGGCCAUGGUCCUUGGACUGACUACUGUAACUGUGACAGACUAAUCUCUCAGCCCCUCCCCUUCACCCAGGCAAUACAUCAGUGCUUGCAUCGUGCCACCUGCUGGUAGAUAGGAGGUUGGCCCAGACAGACAGACCGACCGACGGACAGACAGACUGACUCCAACAAGUGGUCCCAGGAAUUAGUCACUGUCAUGUCCCAUCAUUGAUCGUUUAAUCUCUUGGAUUCACAGCAUCCUUCUGUAUGUAUCUUUGACUGAUAAUGUAAUGCUCUGUCUAUCUAGACAAACCCAAGAAGUGGUGAAUGAAAUGUUUCACAAUAUUAAAAAAGAAAAAAAAUUUUUUUGAAGCAAUAUACUUUUUUAUUUCUUCUCUUUGUUAGAGAGAGAAAAAGGGAAAAGGAAACGAGAAAUAGUUGCAACUCUAUGAUUUGUCACUUCCAUGUAAGCUUCCUCCAGGCAGUUGUGCACCUUAGACACUUGACACAUCUGUAUACUAAUCAUGAUGACAUUUAAUCCCAUCACAUGGCUAGCUUUCAAUCAUGUUAGUAUAAUGGAAUGCUGGUGUUACCCACCUGACUUCACUGGUGUCAAUGAACACACAUUUCUACAGUUUCUUUUCAGUUAUUAUUAUUAUUAUUAUUCUUAUUAUUUGUCCACAAUGAUCCAUGUCAAGAAAAGAGCUUUCCAUCAAAUUCUUAUCCAUUAACCAGGUGUGUGGUUCAAAGUGGCAAUGCUCAAAGUAACACUAAGCCUAUAUGACACAAUGCCUUUGUAUACAUGACAAAAAUCAGAACAUUGCAUGAAAUAGUCUGUUAGUGCACCUGUUAAACUUGCCUUUAUUUUUCUGUUCUUGAAAUAAGUUGGGCAGUUAUUGGAAUUGCAAUAAUUCAAUGUGAGUGGGGGGAAACGUAUUUUGCUAUCACGGGCCACUUCUCUAAAUCCAGAGGUAAGUUUGAUAAAGUAGGGUUGUCUUCUAUCCACAGUAAGCAUGAGAAGAAGUGGGGGUAUACCAGAGAAUUGACUACUCUUUGAUCUGUAACAUAAAUGAAGAAGCCAAAAUGACCCCUCUGCUGUUUGUACUGUAUUACUGCAAUUUAUUUUCCUCAGAAUGUACUGAUUUCAGCUGUGAAAUGUUCAAUCACCACUGAGUCUGUGGUGCCCAAAAUUGUAAAAACCCUGAAGCAGUUCACUGAGAGUUAAACCUCUCUGUACCCUGUGUCUUUCAUUUCAAGUUCAAACUGAUUGGAAUCUCUCCACCAAAGGCAAGUUAAAUGUAAAACUGUCAUGAUUCAACUCAUGAAUUGUAUAUAUCUAUCUUUGUAUGUAUACCAAUAAAUCCUGUGCUCUAAUAAAACAAUACUCUGAACUGAAAUGGGUAAAAUUAAAAUAUUUGUAUUAAUCCACAAAUAAAAACAAUCAUCACUCAAAUAUAUUAAUGUUUAUUACAUUUAAACGAAAAAUAUGCAAAUUAGGAGUCACUAUUAACUAUCAUAGUGUAUAUAAGUACACCAGUAUCUUGCUGUAUUAAACGCCUUUUACCAGGGAAGAGCAGCAGGACAUACUGUAGGUAUGCUUGUUGUAUUUUUAUAUGCCUAUAUUUAUUCAGAUUCAGGAGUUGCCCCGCAGCCCCAGUAAGAACUUGUAAUAAUAGCUGAUUGGGUAGUCAGUGUGUCUGUGAGAGGUGUGCUAAAUUUAUGUAUUACCAACAAGAAAAAAUCAACUAACCUGGGCAGUUCACUUACAUGCUCCUCUGGAUAAUUGAAUUAUUGGUGACUUAAGUACAGUAUGCUGUGAUCACAGAGAUGAACUGCUAUUAGUCCACUUACUGUUUAUCAUGUAUGUCAGUUAUUUUUACAUAUAUAAGUCCAGUUAAAUUUCCCUUAAUGUCAUUGAAAUGUGGUCAUUUUGACAUUGUAUUUUCAUCACAGAAAAAGGAGGGAAGACACAUCUAGUGUGCAGUGAAACACAGGCAGACCUCCUUCAGAUUUGGCUGUUAGAGUGUUUUUCCACUUUCCAUUCUGUCAAAUUGCAAAUUGUCAAACCUGUUUUAAAAUCUUCUUAACAGUCUUCUUUCUAUGAAAACACCAAAAGCGUAUCUCAGAUGUUUGAAUUCACUGACAUGUGGAUUUCAGUGACAGUCAGAUCAGCUGAAUGAGAACAGAUAAGCUAUGUCAUGAUGUAAAUGUUAUUUUCAUUUUGUAAGUCAUUGUUUGUCUGUCACAUGUGCCAUGUUAUGCAGUUUGCUGAAAGAGUGGUUCAGAGGAGAAAGCAAUCGGUUAUUUAAACAUGAAUAACGUUUCAUCUGACUCGACACUCGUCUGACAGUGAGCCUGUCAUUGCAAUACAUAUUUUUAUCAUUGAAAUAGGAGCUAUAGUAUUUUCAUGUAGCUGUAAUUGUUCUGAUUCAUUGCUCAUGGCAGAUAUUUAGCCCGCAUCACCAUGUGCGUUUUAAGUGUUUGCAGCCCAUCACUUUUAUGAAACACAGAGGAUUUUUUUUCUCCACUAUGUUAUAAAAGUAACAGUCAAAAUUAAAUAGGCAGCAUAAACCGUGACUGAAGAAAAAAAUAUUGUGCAGACUCUGUUUCCUUCAUUGAUGGUCUUACAAGUGUGUAUGUCUUUGUUACUUUACAUUACAACUUGCUGCUAUGACGUUAAAUAAACCUCCAACCUUGCUGAUGCAAAAGUUUGUUCAUCACAUUGAUUUCGACUUUGAGCAGUGUGGUUCUCUACUCAGUCCCUCUUUCCUGAAACUCAGUCAGCUCUUACUGCAACUGUCUCAGUAGCCAUGAAUUUGAAGGUGAAGACUUCAGCUGAAGGGACACAACAUUAUCAUCAUGAGGCAGCAGCAACACUGAUUAGCAUUGACUGAACAUGAUCAACUCCAUUUACUCUAUGCUAACGCAUUGGUGCUUCCAACCUAAUGGAACAAAUUCUGGGGUCAUACAUAGGAUAUAAUACUGCAAAGUAUGUUGGUAUGACAUCGACACACACUCAACUAAUAGACUAAAAUGUUGAAAUUGUAUUUUUUAGAAACAUCAGAGUCUCUCUCUCUCUCUCUCUCUCUCUCUCUCUCUCUCUCUGUGUGUGUGUGUGUGUGUCAUCUUAAAGUGUUAAGCACCCUGUGGAUAUAGAGCUGAACUAGCCUUUAUACUGACACUCUUCUGAAGGACUGAAUUAUUGGUGGAAAUCAACUGAAGGGCUGGUAUUUUCCAAACUGUGUCCAUGUCAAGGGGUUAUCUAAAUGCUUCAGAUCCAUCCUGCUUGCUUCUGUACAUACAAUAACUGGUACAACGCUAACAUUUUUAUGCUGUAUUUAUGGCUUUCUUAUAGCAACCAAUGAAAAUGCUGAGUCUCAUCCAGGCUACGUAUGUGCGUGCAGUUUUAAAUAAAAUGUGAGUGGACAUGUGAAAUAUUUAUGUGAGUAAAAAUAAAAGGUACAUGCAACUUUUGUUUUGCACUGAAGUACAGCCCCAUGCACAGUGUGAAACAGUAGUGGUGAUGCAGGGUCUGUUCUAUAAUAAAAAAUCUAAAAAAAAACAUACAUACAUGUAAACAGUAUUGCACAAAUUCUGCACAACUUGAUGUAUGUUUUAAGAAUGUACAUUUUAAUUAUGAUUUGUUUAUUGAAUUGAAUAACAUCUGCCAAUAUCUGUCUGUGGAAAUAUGAAAUAUGGUAUUGUCCGAUAAAAUCUCUUAAUUCCUUAA